UACUUUCUGUUUCAUAUUUAAUCAGUGCUCUGAGAGAGGAAGAUAUCAUUUCAGCGGACAAGCAGAAUGGCUACUUGGGUUUCUGUGAGUAAGUUGCUCAUUGUUGCACUGUUGAGCUGGAAUGUUCUUUGCUUUCCUGCGAACAAAGGCCGCAGCCAACAUGGUCUUCAUGAGGGCAGUGUCCCUAACAUGGGGGCGCCUCCUGGCCUCCAUUAUGGCACAGGUGCAUCCAAAGGUGCUCCUGCUCAGCCUUCCAGAGUGAAUCACCCUGCUGUCUCAUUCCUUUAUGACCCUGAGGAGGAGGGAGUGUAUGCUAGCCCUGGAAACUAUCCAGAGAGCUCCAGCCCUACUCCUGACAUGUCCAGUGAGGUUCCUAUGGAAGAGUCUACGACAGACUACAUUGCGUCCAGAACAUCUCAGCCCCUACCAGUCAUUGGCCUUCCCGCUCCACCUUACUUUGAAGCAGGCGAACUUGACCACUAUGAAGCAAACAUGGAGCAUGGUAAUUCAGAAGCAGAAACUGAGGAGCUGAGCUUUCCUCCACCUCCUCCACCGCCAGUUCCUCCAUAUCCAGAUUUUGGAUACCAGGCUGGUGAGUUGAAUCAUUAUGCAUCCAUCUAUGAGCAUGGAAAUGAGGAGCGGGAGACAGAAGAACAAGGUUUCCUCCCUCCGCCUCCACCACCUCCCUAUGCUGCUAAGCCAGAGGAGGAGCCAGCUGCUUUGGCGCCGGAAGAAGCCAUCGAGCAGCCUGUGGCACAGCUGAUGCCGCCCAAACCAAACCUUCGCUACCUCUUCUUGACUGGUCAGUUUCCUCCUGGCACCUACACACACUACCAGUCCAACUACGAGACAGGCCGUGAUCACUGGGAUGAAGCCCAUUAUGAGAAAUACCACUACCCUGAUGUUCAAAGUCCAGCCAUCCCUCAGACUCAGCAGGACUAUUCCAAAAUCUAACCAGGACUGUCGUUCUCUCAAACAACUUGAAGCAGAUCAUAGUAAAGGGAACUCCAGCAGUCUCUGAAUUUUACUCUAACAUGUAUCUGUCUAUGCUCAAGUUGCUUUUGAAAUUAAAAAUAAAAUGCAAAUUGA
Messenger RNA from Plectropomus leopardus (leopard coralgrouper), 1089 nucleotides. RefSeq lists its product as uncharacterized. Lineage: Eukaryota; Metazoa; Chordata; Actinopteri; Perciformes; Serranidae. The record is from RefSeq and is a predicted model, not a curated record.